Hibiscus syriacus is the source of this 1178-nucleotide messenger RNA. RefSeq names its product protein XAP5 CIRCADIAN TIMEKEEPER-like. NCBI's taxonomy places the organism in Eukaryota, Viridiplantae, Streptophyta, Magnoliopsida, Malvales, Malvaceae. Gene Ontology annotation, cellular component: nucleus. The record is from RefSeq and is a predicted model, not a curated record. The transcript has 11 exons. Gene Ontology annotation, biological process: chromatin organization. The coding region runs from base 108 to 1163 and encodes 351 amino acids.
AUUAUCGUGAUUCGGUUUGCUUUGCUUCCAUCUCUGAUAGCAUUCAUUUUUCACAACCUUUCGUCGUAUCACCUUUUUCUUCCGUCUUCUUUUGCACUCAUAGGAAGAUGUCGGGCAUGGGAGACGGGUACGUGGGCACGGCCCAAGAUUCUUUGAGGAUCCGACGUCUGGAGAAGCAGAGGGAAGCCGAACGCCGCAAAAUCCAAGAGCUUAAAACCAAGUCCGCCUCCGAUAAAGGUCAACCAGGUCUCCUCCAAUUCGGUUCAAGUACUUCCGAGAUUCUCGAGACUGCAUUUAAGAAGGAAACUGUUGGUUUGGUUACCAGAGAGCAGUAUGUGGAGAAGAGAGUUAAUAUCCGAAACAAAAUCGAAGAGGAAGAGAAGGAGAAACUCCAGAAACUUCAACAAGAGGAGGAAGAACUUCAAUUGCAAAAGCGUAAAAAGAGGAAAGUUAAGGGGAAUUCUCGCCUAUCUUUUGCGGAUGAUUUGGAAAAUGGAAGUGAAGAGGAAGAUGAAGAAAACAAAAGUUCAGAAUCAAAGAGGUUUAAUCGUGGAAAAUUUGGCAAAGAUCCCACAGUGGAAACUAGCUUUCUCCCUGACAGUGAGAGGGAGGCAGAGGAGCAAGCUGAGCGUGAAAGGUUACGGAAACAGUGGAUUAUUGAACAGGAGCAAAUUAAGAAUGAACCCCUUCAAAUUACUUACAGCUACUGGGAUGGAGCAGGCCAUAGACGAGUGAUCCAGGUCCGCAAGGGUGAUACCAUAGGAGAAUUCCUUCGAGCAGUUCAACUGCAGCUUGCUCCGGAAUUUAGGGAGAUUCGAACAACUUCGGUGGAAAAUCUGCUUUAUGUGAAAGAAGAUCUAAUCAUUCCUCAUCAACAUAGCUUCUACGAUCUGAUAGUUAAUAAGGCGAGGGGAAAAAGUGGACCGCUUUUUCAUUUUGACGUGCAUGAAGAUGUGCGAACAAUAGCUGAUGCUACAAUUGAGAAGGAUGAGUCUCAUGCUGGUAAAGUAGUCGAAAGGCACUGGUAUGAGAAGAACAAGCACAUCUUCCCUGCUUCAAGAUGGGAGGUACGUACUCAUUAUAUCUCUGUAUAUCUCUCUAUGUGCUUGCUUCCGCGUAUCCUCCUUGCCCUUGGCUUGCUUAUAAUGCAACAAAGAACAUAAACUAUUUAGCCAAAU